AUGGCAGGGACCUCAAAGCGUUCCACAUCCCCCCAGUCCUCACAACCUUCCAGCCCAAGGACUUCCUCCUGUGAGAUGUUUGGCUAUGUGGGGAUUGAGGCUGUGCUGGACCAACUAAAGAUCAAAGCCAUGAAAACUGGUUUUGAAUUCAACAUCAUGGUUGUUGGGAGGAGUGGAUUGGGUAAGUCCACAAUGGUAAACACUUUGUUCAAGUCCAAGGUGUGGAAAUCAUCACCAGUGAACAAGUUGGGGCCUUUACCUCAAACCCUUCAACUGCAAUCUGUUACCCAUACAAUUGAGGAGAAGGGGGUGAAACUGAAGCUGACAGUGACAGACACACCUGGAUUUGGGGACCAGAUCAACAAUGACAAAUGUUGGGACCCUAUCCUGAACUACAUCAAUGAUCAGUAUGAGCGCUACCUACAGGAGGAGGUUCUCAUCACUCGACAGCACCACAUCCCCGACACACGAGUGCACAUCUGUGUGUACUUUGUGCCUCCCACAGGCCACUGCCUCCGGCCUCUAGACAUUGAGUUUUUGAAGCGUCUAUGUCGGGUGGUAAAUGUUGUUCCUGUUAUUGCCCGGGCGGACAGCCUCACCUUAGAAGAGAGGGAAGCUUUCAGGUGGCAGAUUCAGGAGGAUCUGAAGAACAAUGGCAUCUUUGUUUACCCCCAGAAGUGCUUUGAUGAAGACACGAAUGACAAAACUUUGAAUGACAAGAUCCGGGAGAAGAUCCCCUUUGCUGUGGUUGGGGCAGACCGUGAGCACAUAGUUAAUGGGAAAUGUGUCCUGGGCCGGAAGACAAAAUGGGGAAUCAUUGAAGUGGAGAACAUGGCUCAUUGUGAAUUCCCUCUCCUGAGAGACCUGCUCAUCCGCUCCCAUAUGCAGGACCUCAAAGACAUCACCCAUAAUGUUCACUAUGAAAAUUAUCGAGUGCACAGAUUAAAUGAGAGCCACCUAUUAACCAAGGGGGCUGGAUGGGUGACCUUGAGCCCACCCCCCCGAAGGACCACAGCUGGACCCAGCCGAGGCCAGUGCUGGAAUCGAGAUGACUCAGAAAGCGGCUCCUGA
Dromiciops gliroides (monito del monte) is the source of this 1071-nucleotide messenger RNA. RefSeq names its product septin 12 (gene SEPTIN12). Gene Ontology annotation, molecular function: GTPase activity; molecular adaptor activity; GTP binding. The transcript is spliced from 9 exons. The record is from RefSeq and is a predicted model, not a curated record. Gene Ontology annotation, biological process: cytoskeleton-dependent cytokinesis. Gene Ontology annotation, cellular component: septin ring; microtubule cytoskeleton; cell division site. Lineage: Eukaryota; Metazoa; Chordata; Mammalia; Microbiotheria; Microbiotheriidae. The coding region runs from base 1 to 1071 and encodes 356 amino acids.